UUCUGUGUAACUCAGACGUGGAGAAAGUAACUUGACAGAUUGUAUCCCAGGAAGUUUUUUUAAACAUUCAGAAAUCUGAAUUUUCAUGAUGAAACUACGUCUCCGUCUUUGGCUUUUUGUCCUGUGGCUGAAUGUGAAGACGUCUUUACAACAAAAUGAUCCCACAUGUGAAUUUGGCAUUAUACACAGUAAUCUCUUUGUGGCUGGUUUACCACCUCAGAAUCAGCCCAUCACAGCUGGACAUAAAUUACGUUUUCUCUGCAGUGAUGAGUACAAACUGAAAGGCUCAAAGGAAAUCCAGUGUUUGCAAACUGGACAGUGGAAUUCCCCAUUCCCAACCUGCUCUGAUCCCACUUGUGAAGUUGGCGUGAUGGACCCUCGUCUCUUUGUUUCUGGUUUGCCACUGCUGAAUCAACCAAUCCAACCUGGACAUAAAUUACGCUUCCAGUGCAAUGAGGAGAGCGAGCUGAGAGGCUCGAGAGAAAUUGAGUGCUUGCGAACUGGACAGUGGAAUUCCCCCGUCCCAACCUGCUCUGGUACUUCAAGUUGUUCGGGACCACCGGUCCUUGAAUAUGGAGACUUCUUGGAAAGCAGAAGUCAUUUUUCACAUAACGAGAGAGUUGAAUUCAGAUGUCAGCAAUACUACAAAAUGGAGGGUGGGCCGUACAAAACAUGCAAGAAUGGUAUCUGGACUGGAGAGAUGAGAUGUCUCAAACCCUGCACUGUCAGUCAAUAUGACUUGGAUGACAAUAACAUUGAUUUCAGAAUAGCAGGAUUAGAUAAACUAUAUUCAGAACAUGGUGAUCACGUUACAUUCAAAUGUAAACGAGGAUUUGAAAGUGUCGGUGAUGUACUAAUGCGUCAGAUGUGUAAUGAUGGUGAGAUGACCCUGCCCAUCUGCCAGAGACGUCAGUGACUUCAUCUUAAUUAAAAUGUGCAGCAAAACCAACAGCAAAGCAUAAUCUGAUUCAUUGCUGUGUGUGGUCAUUCUAAUAAAAUCAUAUGUGCUGAA
Molecule: messenger RNA, 1012 nt
Organism: Melanotaenia boesemani (Boeseman's rainbowfish)
Lineage: Eukaryota; Metazoa; Chordata; Actinopteri; Atheriniformes; Melanotaeniidae
Product: complement factor H-like
Exons: 5
Coding region: 86-916 (276 amino acids)
Source: RefSeq, a predicted model, not a curated record